AUGAACUUAGGGCUUCUCUGCGCCUGGGAAGGGGGAACAGUCUGGCUCCUUGAUAUCAUCCCUGUGAGCUGCACCUUAACUGCUCAGGGCCGGUACCCUGCUCUUUUCUCUCCUGUGUCCUCAGGGUGCAGCUCUGACCCCAUCCAGAGCUCCUCCGGGCUCAGGUCUGAGCGGGAGGUGGGGGUGCAGGAGGCGUGCCGAUGGCUUGGUGGCCUCAGCAUCCUCUGUCGGUCGACGCAGAGGUCUCUGAAUCAACUUUUACAUUUUGUCCACGGGAACCAAGAAAACCAGAGUGCUGAAGUCACUUUCAUUCUCUUGGGCUUCUCAGAAUAUCCCAAACUCCAGACACCCCUUGUCCUGUUAUUCUUAACCAUCUACUCCGUCACUGUGCUGGGGAACCUGGGCAUGAUCCUGAUUAUCAAGGUAAAUCCCAAACUCCACACCCCUGUGUACUGCUUCCUCAGACACUUGUCCUUUGCUGAUCUCUGUUCCUCAACAGUAGUUACCCCCAAGCUACUAGAAAACCUGACUGUGGAAGACAGAACCAUCUCCCUCACAGGAUGCCUCAUGCAGUUCUUCCUUGCCUGCACAUUUGUGGUGACAGAGACAUUCCUGUUGGCAGCGAUGGCGUAUGACCGAUUUGUGGCUGUUUGCAACCCUCUUCUCUACACAGCUGUGAUGUCCCAGAAGCUUUGUUCCUUACUGGUGGGUGCAUCACACUCUUGGGGUACAGUCUGCUCCCUGACUCUUACCUGCUUUUUAUCCGAAUUGUCCUUUAGAGGAAAUAACAUCAUAAAUAACUUUGUCUGUGAGCAUGCGGCCAUUGUUGCUGUUUCCUGCUCUGACCCCUACAUUAACCAGGAGAUCAUUUUAGUCUCUGCCACGUUUAAUGAAGUAAGCAGCCUGAUGAUUAUUCUUACCUCCUAUGUUUGCAUUUUUAUCACUGUUCUGAAGAUGCCUUCGACUGGGGGGCGCCACAGAGCCUUCUCCACCUGUGCCUCCCACCUGACUGCCAUCACCAUCUUCCACGGGAGCAUCCUUUUCCUCUAUUGUGUUCCUAACUCCAGAAGCUCAUGGCUCAUGGUCAAGGUGGCCUCUGUCUUUUACACAGUGGUCAUCCCCAUGCUGAGCCUGCUGAUCUACAGCCUCAGGAACAAAGAUGUGAAAGAGACUGCUAGGAAGCUAGUUAACACCAAAUUAUUAUGUCAACAAAUGUAA
Dama dama (fallow deer) is the source of this 1218-nucleotide messenger RNA. Its product is annotated as olfactory receptor 5D13-like. The transcript has 2 exons. Gene Ontology annotation, biological process: sensory perception of smell; G protein-coupled receptor signaling pathway. Gene Ontology annotation, molecular function: G protein-coupled receptor activity; olfactory receptor activity; odorant binding. Gene Ontology annotation, cellular component: membrane. The record is from RefSeq and is a predicted model, not a curated record. The coding region runs from base 1 to 1218 and encodes 405 amino acids. NCBI's taxonomy places the organism in Eukaryota, Metazoa, Chordata, Mammalia, Artiodactyla, Cervidae.